Messenger RNA from Clarias gariepinus (North African catfish), 1875 nucleotides. RefSeq names its product dickkopf WNT signaling pathway inhibitor 1a (gene dkk1a). The transcript is spliced from 4 exons. Gene Ontology annotation, biological process: negative regulation of canonical Wnt signaling pathway; multicellular organism development. The record is from RefSeq and is a predicted model, not a curated record. Lineage: Eukaryota; Metazoa; Chordata; Actinopteri; Siluriformes; Clariidae. Gene Ontology annotation, molecular function: receptor antagonist activity; co-receptor binding. Bases 93 to 929 code for a protein of 278 amino acids. Gene Ontology annotation, cellular component: extracellular region.
CCUCCUCCCGGACACACUGCUCAUCCACUCACACGCCUGUAUUUUUCCCGCGGCUACUUUAAACACACCGGCGAAUUCAUCCCAUUCUGGAUAUGACCAUGAGGCUGCUCUGGUUGUCUGCAGUCGUCGCAGUGUAUUUCGCUUUGUGUAUCGCUGACGCAGGAGCGGCUUCUCGGAACUCCAUCAAGAACCUGCAGCCUGGAGCAGCGGGAAGUCCUGCCGAGCCGGUGAGCGCGAGCCCGCACGUGCCAAAGACAGAGCCGGGACCCGGAGCGCGCGCAGCGUCUCUUUCCUGCGCCGGCGCGUCAACGUGCGGUGUUUCUGAGUUCUGUUCUCGCGGGAUUUGUCAGCCGUGCCGCAAACGCAGGAAGAGAUGCGCUCGAGACGCGAUGUGCUGCGCUGGAAACCGAUGCAUUAACGGUGUUUGCCAAGCAGGUGAAGUGAACGCCACUCAGGCUGUCAACACUACUGUUAGCACCAAGCAGACUACCGAGGUUCAGGGCAGUCCUACAAGUGCGUUUGGUAACCAAAACAGGACAGUUGUGCCACAGCAGACUAAGAAGAUACCUGUUAUCUCUUCAAAACCUCCUGAAGUACCCAAAGGUGGUGAAGGGGACACGUGCCUGAGGUCCUCAGAUUGCUCCAAGGGUUUGUGCUGUGCCCGCCACUUCUGGUCACGGAUCUGUAAGCCAGUUUUGACUGAGGGCCAGGUGUGCACACGUCACCACCGUAAAGACACUCACAGCCUGGAAAUCUUCCAGCGCUGUGACUGCGGUCAGGGCUUGGUGUGCCGAGCCCAGAAAGACAAGGGUUCAGAAAAUCAGCAACAGAAUAUACAACAGGAGCAACAGCAGCAAAAGCAACAGCCUCGCAAAAAUAACAAUAACAACAAAACUCCCAGAAACCUUCACACAUGCCAGCCACACUAAGGCAGCAGGACUGAUUUAGGACAGCUGACUUUUAUUGUGCCUACUCUCACAAAUAUGCAUAUUCACACACAUUCACAUUCUUUCAAUAUCUCAUGUGCUUGCAUGGACACUCGCAGAAGGGAUACAGGAAAACUGACCCCCUGGAAGGAUGAUUCAUUAAGAGGAUUGAUCAUAUUUUGCAGAUGGAUGCUGAAAAAGUACACAGUGUGGAAGACUGAAUGCCAGACUCUGCCCCUAAAGAGAGUUAUUUUUUUCUGUUUGUUAUUUAUCAGGGUCUUUUAGAAGGCAGAGGGAUGUUUCCCUUUGUAAGGGAACUGUAAAUAUGUCUUGCAGUAAAUUACUGUAAUGUAUGUGGCACUUAAUGGAGCUUAUCAAUUCUGUAAAAGUAUAUUGUGAGACCAGGUGCUGCAUGACACUAUGCUAAUAAUGUAAAUAUGCAAACGAUAUGAUUAUUUUGUUAUUUACAGCGUGAUAUAAAUGCCUUAUUUUUUAUUCUAAAAUUAAUUGUUAAGAUAUUGCUUUUAUUAAACUAUUACAGAUUGACCAGAGAUUGUCUAUGCAGUCUCACAAGUUCUUCCUAAGAGACUGAUUCUUUGGCUGUUUUCAAAGCCAACAAGAGCCUAUGUUUGAUUUUAUUUACUAUGCUGUCAUGAUGAAAAAGCAAGUUAACCCCUUUAAACUCCCUUAAACACUUACCAAUGUCUCCAGACUUACAUUGCUCACUUUUGUAACUACAUAUUUUUGAUGGUAAUGUUUAACAAUGACUUAAGAUGAGUAAUGCAAAAUAAUACUAAAGUAUACUGAAUAACAUGCUGAGAUUAAGGGGUUAAUGAUUAAAUAAAACAAAUGUUCCUACACAUUGCUAUAUGACUUGAAACAAGAUGUCUUGCAUUGUGUCCAGAUGUCAUAUAAGAAACAGAAACAUACAGUUCUUACCGUUUAACUG